Messenger RNA from Mus caroli (Ryukyu mouse), 2686 nucleotides. NCBI's taxonomy places the organism in Eukaryota, Metazoa, Chordata, Mammalia, Rodentia, Muridae. The record is from RefSeq and is a predicted model, not a curated record.
CACUGGUCUCCUUCUCCCGGCAGAAGGCGCAGCCAUGAAUCCGUUAUUUGGUCCCAACCUCUUCCUCCUACAGCAGGAGCAGCAAGGCUUGGCCGGGCCGCAGGGGGACCCUCUGGGAGGUGACCACUUUGCCGGGGGAGGGGACUUAGCCUCGGCUCCGCUUGCCUCGGCCGGCCCCUCUGCCUAUUCGCCUCCCGGGCCUGGUCCGGCGCCCCCCGCAGCCAUGGCUCUCCGCAACGACCUAGGCUCCAACAUCAACGUACUCAAGACCCUGAACCUCCGGUUUCGCUGCUUCCUAGCCAAGGUGCACGAGCUAGAGCGCCGAAAUCGGCUGCUGGAGAAACAGCUGCAGCAGGCUCUAGAGGAGGGUAAGCAGGGCAGGCGGGGCCUGGCCCGCCGUGACCAGGCGGUACAGACCGGCUUCAUCAGCCCGAUCCGGCCCCUGGGGCUGCCCCUGAGCUCCCGGCCGGCUGCCGUGUGCCCCCCAUCAGCGCGGGUGCUGGGCUCGCCCGCCCGCUCGCCAGCUGGACCCUUAGCAUCCUCUGCCGCCUGCCACACAUCAUCCUCCACCUCCACCUCCACUGCCUUCUCCUCGUCGACCCGCUUCAUGCCUGGCACCAUCUGGUCCUUCUCUCACGCCCGCCGGCUUGGACCGGGACUGGAACCCACGCUGGUGCAAGGGCCUGGCCUGUCGUGGGUACACCCUGACGGGGUGGGCGUCCAGAUCGACACCAUCACCCCCGAGAUCCGUGCCCUGUACAACGUGCUNGCCAAAGUGAAGCGGGAGCGGGACGAGUACAAGCGAAGGUGGGAAGAGGAAUACACAGUUCGGAUACAGCUACAAGAGCGAGUGACUGAGCUCCAGGAGGAGGCCCAAGAGGCCGAUGCCUGCCAAGAGGAGCUAGCCAUGAAGGUUGAGCAGCUGAAGGCAGAGCUGGUGGUCUUCAAGGGGCUCAUGAGUAAUAAUCUGACAGAGCUGGACACCAAGAUCCAGGAAAAGGCCAUGAAGGUGGACAUGGACAUCUGCCGCCGCAUUGACAUCACGGCCAAGCUCUGUGACUUGGCCCAGCAGCGCAACUGCGAGGAUAUGAUCCAGAUGUUCCAGAGGAGGCUGGUCCCGUCCAUGGGGGGGCGGAAGCGGGAGCGCAAGGCUGCUGUGGAGGAGGACACCUCCCUGUCGGAGAGUGAUGGGCCCCGCCAGCCUGAGGGUGCCGAGGAGGAGAGCACAGCCCUCAGCAUCAACGAGGAGAUGCAGCGCAUGCUCAGCCAGCUGAGGGAGUAUGAUUUUGAGGACGACUGUGACAGCCUGACUUGGGAGGAGACUGAGGAGACCUUGCUACUUUGGGAGGAUUUCUCAGGCUAUGCCAUGGCAGCCGCAGAGGCCCAGGGAGAGCAGCAGGAGGACAGCCUGGAGAAGGUGAUCAAAGACACGGAGUCCCUGUUCAAAACCCGGGAGAAGGAGUACCAGGAGACCAUUGACCAGAUAGAGGUAAGGGUGCCGGCCACAGGGGCUCUGUCCAGGGCUCAGGAGCCACGCUGUAGAAAGUCUCCUGCUUUCACUGCNGUCCCGCUUAGCGACCCGCCGCCACCGCCGAGUGAGACUGAGGACUCCGAUCGAGAUGUCUCAUCUGAUAGCUCCAUGAGAUAGAAACCAGUGUCUGGCACCCCAGAGCUCACUGGGGCAGGGGUGUGGGUCUGCAGGGGUGUGGGUCUUCUGUGCCACUGCAUGAAGCCUGGCCCUGGGCUGUCCCUCCCCAGGUUCUGGGGUGUCUGGAGCUAGGCUCAGCCCCACCCUCCCUGUACAACGCCCAUGACAUUGGGACACUCCUUCCUGCCUUCCUCACAUGUGGGUAUCUGCUACUUCUCCAUCUUCGGAAUGCUGCCAGGACACUUGUGAGCCUCCCUUUUCCACUUUGUAAGGAAUGUGAUCACGGGACCUGCCUGUAUUCCUUGGGUAUCUUGGAUUUUGUACUGGUGCUAACUUGCCUAGGCACUCGUGUGAAGCAGAUGUACCUUGGGAUAGGGCUUUGCUCCCUAGUAAGGCCUUGGAGGGUGUGGGGUGCUCUGUCCACAUGUUCCCAGCUGUUCACUUGCCUCCUGCACAGUGAACAUGGCCGUGCAGGCUNGCCUUUGGGAAGUCCUGUGCUGGGCCCAGGUUGUGGCUGAGAAGGUGAAGCUGCUGCCCGCACAUGGGUGUGGCCUGCAGGCUACNGUGCUCAGGCCUGUUUCUCCAGUGAGCAGCUGAGGGCAUGCCGCUAUGGCUGUCACUGACAAAACCAAAAAGAUGUCCCUGACCUAGGGAGUCAGUCACGACCUCCCAGGAGANUAUGUUGAACUAUUGGAAUGGAACCUUUAAAAGCAAUGAAGGUGUGGAGUACUUCCCAAGCACUGAGUCACUGUGUGACGCACUUUUGGACACUGCACCUUCAUUUCCAACCAACAGUAAGCACUGGUUAGGCACUGCCCCAGAACCAAAGCAUCGACCAGUGCUACAGCCCCUCUUCAUGGAUACCAUUAAGUUUUACUGUACUGGGCACCCUUCCAAUUUUACCUAAUCUAACGUCUGUCUGCAGACUUACAAUUAACCUUUGUUUGCAGAUAAAGGACACCAAUCUUUCUCAAGAGCAGUGAGCUCUGAAAGUCAGUGCUGUCCAACCGUGCAUUUCCUGUCCCAUUGUCAAGCCCC